AUGGAUCCUGCGUCGGACAUUACUAAGCAGAAGGUGGCUGCUGCGAAAAACUACAUCGAGCAGCAUUACCGGAACCAGAUGAAGACGAUUCAAGAACGCAAGGAUAGGCGCAACGAGCUGGAGCGGAAGCUGGAGGAGGAGGACGUGCCGGAGGAGGAGCAGCAGCGCAUCAUGCAGGAGCUCGAGAGGCGCGAGACGGAGUUCCGCCGCCUGCAGCGCCACAAGAUGAGCGUCGACGACUUCGAGCUGCUCACCAUCAUUGGUCGAGGAGCCUUUGGGGAGGUGCGCAUCUGUCGGGAGAAGAAGACGGGCAGCGUGUACGCCAUGAAGAAGCUCAAGAAGGCAGAGAUGCUUCGGCGCGGCCAGGUGGAGCACGUGAAAGCCGAGCGAAACCUGCUGGCGGAGGUGGAGAGCAAGUGCAUCGUGCAGCUGUACUGCUCGUUCCAGGACGACGAGUUUCUGUACCUGGUGAUGGAGUACCUGCCGGGCGGCGACAUGAUGACGCUGCUCAUGCGCAAGGACACUCUCACUGAAGAUGAGGCGCGGUUUUAUGUCGGCGAGACGGUGCUGGCGAUCGAGAGCAUCCACAAGCACAACUACGUGCACAGGGACAUUAAGCCGGACAAUCUGCUGCUGGACCGCCACGGGCACAUGAAGCUCUCAGACUUCGGGCUGUGCAAGCCGCUCGACACCAGCACCUUCCCCGCCGUCGAUGUGGAGGAGGCCGCUGCUAUGCUGUCCAACACGUCUCUCGAAGGCACCCACCCGGGAUCAGGGCGCAGUCAGGCGGAGCAGCUGCAGAACUGGCAGAAGAAUCGUCGUACGCUGGCCUACUCCACGGUGGGGACUCCGGACUACAUCGCACCUGAAGUGCUGCUCAAGAAGGGAUACAGCCUGGAGUGUGAUUGGUGGAGCAUGGGGGCAAUUAUGUAUGAGAUGCUCAUUGGCUAUCCGCCUUUCUACUCUGACGACCCCAUGACAACCUGUCGCAAGAUUGUGAACUGGCGCACGCACCUCAAGUUCCCCGAGGAGGUGAUCAUCUCCCGGGAGGCCAGGGACCUCAUCUGCCGCCUUCUGUGCGACGUGGAGCACCGCCUGGGCACCAGGAGUGUCGGCGACAUCAAGAACCACCCGUGGUUCCGCGGCCUCCCCUGGGACCGCCUGUACAAGAUGGAGGCGGCUUUCCUUCCAGAGGUCAACGACGAGCUUGACACACAGAACUUUGAGAAGUUUGACGAGGUCGUUGAGGCCAGUGGAGCGCAGAAGGCAGGCCCCUGGAAGAAGAUGCUGCCAUCCAAGGACAUCAAUUUCGUUGGCUACACCUACCGCAACAUGGAAAUCGUGCAGGAGACGCAUUCCCCUCUCGGUGGCGCGUUGGAGCUGAAGAAGAAGAGCAAGGGGAAGAAGCCAGGCCUCAACUCCCUCUUUGCAGUCCCGCCUCCCAUCAUCCUUCCCCCACCUCCUCUUUCUCUCCUUCCCGUCUUCCCCUCUUUCGCUCCCCCCCACACACAGACGCCCCAGACGCCCCAGCCGCAUCUGGAGGAGGGGACCCCCACGAUAGCCACUCCCACGGCUCUGGCAGCAGGGCAGCAGUUCACGGCAUCUGGAGGGGGAGACGCACACGACAGCCACUCCCACGGCUCUGGAAGCAGGGCAGCACAUGGGGGACAGGGAGGGGGCGGGGGGAGAGGGGGAGGGGAUUACGGGAGGGAUGAUGGGUAUGACGAUAGGGGUAGGGAUUAUGGCAGGGACGGGGGGAGAGGAGGGGGUGGGGGAGGUGGAGGAGGGAGGGGAGGGUAUGAUGAGUAUGAGGAGGAGGAGGCUCCCCCAAAGUCGUCUAAAGGAGGGGGAGGGGCAUACAGGCAACAGGAGCAGCAUGGGUAUCAAGGAGGGGGAGGUGGUGGUGGGGGAGGGGUGGAUACUGAUGUGAGGGGCAGAGCGGGUGGGACAGAGGGGGAUGGACAGCUGAGGGGGGGAUGGUGUCACAGUGAAAGAAUUAUUGAUGGGCGGGUGACAGGAAGGGAACGGGCGGGGGAGAUGAGAAGGACAGAAGGGGAAGGACAAGGGGGAGAUAGGGAAGGACAGAGGGGGAGAGACAGAGGGGGGAGGAACAGGGAGGAGGACAGAGGGGGAAAGACAGAGGGGGAAGGACAAAUGGGGAGAGACAGAGGGGGAAGGAUACAGGUGGAGAGACAGAGGCUCUGUUUCCCCCCCAAUCUAUUCUCCUUUGCCUCACCUGCUUCCCCCCAUCCCCUGCCCUGCUUCCUCCCAUCCCCUGCCCUGCUUCCCCCCAUCCCCUGCCCUGCUUCCUCCCAUCCCCUGCCCUGCUUCCCCCCAUCCCCUGCCCUGCUUCCCCCCAUCCCCUGCCCUGCUUCCCCCCAUCCCCUUCACUGCUUCCCCCCAUCCCCUGCCCUGCUUCCCCCCAUCCCCUUCACUGCUUCCCCCUAUCCCCUUCCCUGCUUCCCCCCAUCCCCUGCCCUGCUUCCCCCCAUCCCCUACCCUGCUUCCCCCCAUCCCCUGCCCUGCUUCCCCCCAUCCCCUUCCCUGCUUCCCCCCAUCCCCUUCCCUGCUUCCCCCCAUCCCCUGCCCUGCUUCCCUCCAUCCCCUUCCCUGCUUCCCCCCAUCCCCUUCCCUGCUUCCCCCCAUCCCCUGCCCUGCUUCCCCCCAUCCCCUUCCCUGCUUCCCCCCAUCCCCUUCCCUCAUUCCUUCCCACCCACACCCAUUCCUUCCCAACCACAUAUGAUUCCUUCAGGGAUUCUCUCAUUCCUUACCACCCUAACUCUUUUCUUCCCACACUCUCUCUUUCCUUCCCACCCUCUCAUUCCUUCCCACCUUCUCACAUUCCUUCCCACCCUCACGAACCCAUUCCUCACUCUCCCUUCUCCCGCACUCUCUCUCUCUCUCUCCUUGCACCCGCACUCUCACUCUCCUUCCUCCCACACUCUCUCUCUCAGUCUUCCCGCACUCUCUCCCCGUCCUCUCGCACUCUCACUCUCCUUCCCACCACUCUCAGCCCUCCUUCCCCCCACCCUCUGCCCUGUUCCCACCUGCCCUCCCCAUCCCUGCUUUUCCCUCCCUGUCCUGCCCAUCCCUUCUCAACCCUUCCCUUCCUUUUCAUGCCCUCCCCUUCCCCCUCACUCCUCACCAUACAUGCUUUCAUCAUGUGCGCUUGCUUGUAUCCCCUUGCCGUUGUUCCCUUCCACCUCACACCACCAUCCCCAUGUUCCAGUGGUGAAGCAGAGGAGCAAGCUGAGGCGCAGCUAG
This is a messenger RNA of Closterium sp. Naga37s-1, 3264 nucleotides long. Lineage: Eukaryota; Viridiplantae; Streptophyta; Zygnematophyceae; Desmidiales; Closteriaceae. The record is from the annotation of a GenBank genome assembly.